Trichogramma pretiosum is the source of this 1856-nucleotide messenger RNA. Its product is annotated as 5-methylcytosine rRNA methyltransferase NSUN4. Gene Ontology annotation, cellular component: mitochondrial large ribosomal subunit. The transcript has 9 exons. Gene Ontology annotation, biological process: rRNA methylation. Bases 93 to 1586 code for a protein of 497 amino acids. Gene Ontology annotation, molecular function: methyltransferase activity. Lineage: Eukaryota; Metazoa; Arthropoda; Insecta; Hymenoptera; Trichogrammatidae. The record is from RefSeq and is a predicted model, not a curated record.
AUGGAACAUAACCUAAUGCUAUAAAAUUGAAAAGUUUGUCUUGACUCUUGAAUUUGAAAAUUUUUAUUUAUUGUUUUGGUGACUCUUUCAAAAUGACACGUUUGUUCGAGAGUCAUAAAUUGUUCAAUAUUUUCAAAGUGCCUGUUAGAUACAAAAAUCCUGACCAUCACUGGUCAGUGUUGAAGAAAAAAAAAAGAUCUACACAAAAAGCACUCGAUCAUUUUGAUGAUUUUUAUAAAACAGUAUAUGGAGAAGAUUGGAAAAAUAUACGGUCUGCUUUGCUAAAUAAUAAAGAACACAAAUAUGUCGCUAUAGUAAAUAAUUUCAGUGAUGUAGAAAGAAUUAGUCAAGAAUUAGAGACUAUUGGCGCUAUAGAUUUAAAAGCAAUUUACAAAGCUUUCAAAGCAACAAUGAAAAACAAUGAAUUAAAAGAAGAUGAUGAAAUCCACACCAAAGAUCAGAUUACUGUAUUACAAAAUAUUAUCGCUCAAAAACAAGAAGAGGUUACUAAGUAUAAAAAAAUAGAUCCUGAAGAUGAAUAUCCUACUGUAGAAAAAAAGAAACUACCUAUUGAUCAGUUCCAACCGACUCAACUUCAAUCUAUAGAAACAAGUGCAAGCAGUGGAGAUAAUAAAAGUCGUGUAAUCCAAUCAUCAUCUGGUAUCGCAUCUUCUCAAUUAUUUGAGUUUGUUCCUACAAAACAAUUAAUAGGAAUGGAUGAUUGGGUUUUGGAGUCAGAUCAUUAUAAUUAUUACAAGGAAGGUUCUGAUUUUACUAUUAAAGUUGUUGAAGAAUCUGAAUUAAACUUUCCAGAUGCACUAAAAAUUUAUACCUAUGAAGAAGGCAAUCAUUCAAAAUUUCCAAAAGCUAAAACAGGAUCAACAGGCGCUGCAGAUUAUUUUUGCCUUGAUGGAGCUUCCAUUUUCCCAGUACUCUCACUUGAUCUACAACCUCAAGACACAAUGUUAGAUAUGUGUGCUGCUCCUGGUGGCAAAUCAAUGAUGGCUUUACAAACCUUAUAUCCUCGAAUAAUAGUUGCUAAUGAUAUUCAAACUUCAAGGACUAACAGAAUAAAUGACUUUUUAGAGGAAUGUUUACCAGAUAUGGGAGACUGGAGAGAAAAAUUCUUCCUUACUCAAAGUGAUGCAAGACAUAUUGAUGAACAGAAUAUUUAUAAUAAGAUAUUAGUUGAUGUUCCUUGUACAACUGAUAGACAUGUACUUCAUGAAGAUGAAAAUAACAUUUUUAAAGGAACUAGAACUAAAGAAAGAUUAAGGCUACCGCAGUUGCAAAGUGAAAUUUUAGUAAAUGCCUUAAAAAUUGUUGUACCUGGUGGUACAGUGGUUUACUCAACUUGUUCUUUGAGUCCUGUUCAGAAUGACGGAGUUGUACAAAUGUCACUUAAAAGAGCUUAUGAAGAACAUAAUGUUGUGUUUGUUGUAAAAGAUCAAACCAGAGCACUACUGCCCUUAAAAUAUUUAUAUAAUUUUGGAGAUUUUGGAUUGAGAUAUGGUCACAUUGUUGUUCCUUCAAAAAGUAGAAACGCGGGUCCAAUGUACUUUUGUAAAAUGGUUAGAGUGCAAUAAAUAAUUUAGGAACAGUCUGUUCGGGCCUUUCGGAGUCUUGCGAUGACGACGAUUUGACUUUGUUCCACGGCUGUUCUUCGCCCGUGCCGAACAUGGUAUAAAUCAGCAUCUCUAUUAUGUAAAGGCCCACUGUCAUGAAGAAGAUUACUCUCCAUGCUUCGAUGGUUUGCUGUAAAUAUUUGCCAAAGUACAAGUUGUAAAUAAUGUUUUUAAAUUUCAUACGACAUUAAAAAUGAUGUUAAUAAUGACAUGGACUUGUUGAAGCGAUUA